Oldenlandia corymbosa var. corymbosa is the source of this 1776-nucleotide messenger RNA. NCBI's taxonomy places the organism in Eukaryota, Viridiplantae, Streptophyta, Magnoliopsida, Gentianales, Rubiaceae. The record is from the annotation of a GenBank genome assembly.
AUGGCUGAAACAAACCAAACUUCAAUUUCAAAUCGUGUACCUGAAGAUUUUGUUGAAACUGUGAAUGAAAAUGCAGUGGAUAAUCCAAUUGUCAUACCAUCUGAAGAUGUCAUUGCUACACCACCAAAUGAUGUUGGUGCUACAGGUGUCCCCAUACAUGCUGCACAAAGAUACAUCGCUGAUAUCAAUGGAUUGAUUGAUACAAAAAGCAACCAUUUCACCAUAGUUGUCAAAGUGAUGACACUUUGGGAGGUUCCAGAAUUAUCCAAAAAAAACAAAGUCAAGUCUGUUGAGAUGUGCUUCAUCGAUGCUCAGGGAAGCCAAAUUCAAGCAACCAUUCCUGGAAGAAUUGUGAAAGAUUUUGCAAAUUCUUUCAAAGAAGGUUGUGUUAGGCGAUUAUCAAGAUUUGACAGUUGUCUCAAUAUUAGUGGGGGGUUCAGGUGUGCUAAGCACGAAUACAAAAUUGUGUUUAUGUCAAACACAAAUGUUGAAGCUGCAUUUGAUUUUGACAUCCCAGAUCAUGUGUUUGAAUUCACACCAUUGGCUGAAGUUACAAACUUUGUUGCCAACUUUGAUUAUUGUUUUGAUUUGAUAGGCCACAUCAUGGCAUACAGUGAUCCAAUUGUUGAAAAUGGAAAGAAGAGGAUUUCCGUGGAGCUUGAAGAUGAAAGGGCAGACAAGCUAAAGGUUACUUUAUGGGGUGAACAUGCUGAUCAAGUCACUAAAUACAUGUCUAACAAUCCUCCGUCUCCUGUGGUUCUCAUUGUUCAGUAUGUUAAAUGCAAAAAAUACUACUCAAAAGCUUCUGUUACUACUAAUCUUUUCAAUGGGAAGAUAUAUCUUGAUGAUAUGUCAAUACCCGACAUAUCAGAGUACAAAGACAGAAGUAGUGCCAAUGAAAUGAAAGCUGGAAGUAUCCAAAAAAUUUCAAUGCUUUCAUACGGAUCUGGAUACACAUCUUAUGAAGAAUUUAUUAAUGGAGCAAAACUUUUGUCAUUGGGUGACACAGAUGAUCUUGAUGAGGCAGGGUAUGUUGUGAUUUUUGGUAAGAUCACAGGCUUAGCAAAAGAGUAUGAAUGGUCAUACAUUGGUUGCAGAGAUUGCAACAAAAAUGUGGAGGAAAUUGAAAACAACAAAGGUACCCGUAUUGUACCAUCAGUAAAAGGAAGAAAUACCAUUGACAACAAGAAAUUUGGUCUUGAGAAGAAAUGGUUUUGUGGUAAUCAUGGCCCUGUGUCUGCUGUUGGUCCAAAGGUUCUACCAACCACUUUAAGGUUGCCUGAGCCAACCUCUCUCAUUAUAGACCAGGAUGAUGACGUCGAAGAGGAGAUGGAAAAUGUCCAUUAUGAUGUUCAUACGCAAAGUCAAGAAGAACAAGACGAUAUUGGUAUUACAUUGAUUGAUGGUAAGAUGGAUUUAGACAAGAAUAGAUCUUUACUUGAAGUUGAGCUGCGGAAUAUGUCUUUGGUUCCGCAACUGGAUCCCAUUCGAUCUAAUGAUGAUUCAUCUGUGAAUGAAAUCGAUAAUACUAAGGCGGUUCAUGACGAGAGAGAGUUAUGGUCUGAUGGAGAGGUUCAUGAUGAUCACAUUGUUGAAAACGACCAAGGCGAGCGCACUGUCACCAAGAAGCGGGGGCGCAAGUUGAAGGAAGAACGUGCUAAACAAUCAGAGGGUGUCGAAUUAAGGCGCUUCCUUCGAUAUCAGUGGGUUUCAAUCUCUCUAAAGUAUCCAAUGAUCAGUGUCGUUUUUUGGAAUAUUCGGGGAAUAAAGAGUUAG